Molecule: messenger RNA, 2811 nt
Organism: Strongylocentrotus purpuratus (purple sea urchin)
Lineage: Eukaryota; Metazoa; Echinodermata; Echinoidea; Camarodonta; Strongylocentrotidae
Product: deleted in malignant brain tumors 1 protein-like
Exons: 10
Coding region: 1-2811 (936 amino acids)
Cellular component (GO): membrane
Source: RefSeq, a predicted model, not a curated record
AUGGUUUGCAAGAUGCUAGAGAACGACGGUGCCUUGGACGCGCCACGAUCGGAUAGGUUUGGUCAGGGUUCUGGUGAUAUUCUUCGUGUCGAAUGUUACGGAACAGAAGAGAGCUUGGCGGACUGUCCACGCAUAUGGACCACCUCUUCCUGUGAGCAUCGCUGGGAUGCGGGCGCCAUGUGUUACUCAGGAGCCCAUCCUCAGCUAUUUAAAGUUCGUCUUGUCAGUGGAUCUAACGAUGCUGAAGGCAGAGUAGAGGUCAUGUAUGAGGGAUCCUGGGGAACUAUCUGUGAUGAUGGCUGGGAUCUGAGAGACGCGAGGGUGGUCUGUAGAAUGCUCGGGUUUGAUGGAGCCUUGGACGCACCGGGAUCUGCUAGGUUUGAUCAGGGCUCUGGUCGUAUUCUCCUUGUUUUGGUCAACUGUGACGGAACAGAAGACAACCUAGCUGACUGUGCUCAUGCAGGGAUUGAUCGUUACCCAUGUAGUCAUACAGAGGAUGCAGGCGCUGUUUGUUAUUCGGGAGAUCAUCCAAAUCCAUUCCAUGUUCGUCUUGUCGGUGGAUCACAUGACGCUGAAGGAAGGGUAGAAGUCUUCAACGAUGGAUCUUGGGAAACUAUAUGUGAUACUUGGUGGGAUCUGAGAGACGCUAGGGUAGUUUGCAAAAUGCUGGGGUUUGAUGGAGCUUUGGACGCACCGGGAUCUGCUAGGUUUGGUCAGGGCUCUGGGCGUAGUCUGCUAAAGUAUGUCAACUGUGACGGAACUGAAGACAACCUGGCUGACUGUGCUCAUUCAGGGAUUGGACUUUAUUCAUGUAGUCAUACUAGGGAUGCAGGAACCAUUUGCUACUCAGGAAAAUCUUCAAGUACCGUUGAACUCGAGACUACUGAGCCUUCCUUGCCAAUUACCAUCCUUGACGGGCUAUCAACGGAUCUUGGUAAUGCAUCUCUGUAUUCAAACACUCCAAACAUGCUUGGAGAUUUCAGUCCAGAUGGACCUAAAGUGGUUUGCAAAAUCCUGUGGUUCGACGGUGCCCUGGCUGCGCCAAGAUCAGCCAGGUUUGGUCAAGGUGCUGGAGAUGUUCUUCGUGUCGAUUGCUGGGGAACAGAAGACAGCCUGGCCGACUGUCCAUACUUUGGGGCCAGCAUUCCCUGCGGACAUCACAUGGACGCAGGUGCCGUAUGUUAUUUAGGAGCCCAUCCGAACUCAUUCCAAGUUCGGCUUGUCAAUGGAUCUGACAGUGCUAAAGGCAGGGUAGAGGUCUUGCAAGACGGAUCCUGGGGAACCGUUUGUGGUGUUGGCUGGGAUCUGAGAGACGCGAGGGUAGUCUGCAGAAUGCUGGGUUUUGAUGGAGCCUUGGACGCACCGGGAUCUGCUAGGUUUGGUCAGGGCUCUGGUCGUAUUCUUCUCGAUAGGGUAAACUGUGACGGAACAGAAGACAACCUUGCAGAAUGUGGUUAUUCCGGGAAUGCACGUUACUCAUGCAGUCAUACAAGUGAUGCAGGUGCCAUUUGUUACUCAGGAGUCCAUCCGGACCCAUUCAAAGUCCGUUUUGUCGGUGGGUCUAACGAUGCUGAAGGCAGAGUAGAACUUAUGCACGAUGGAUCCUGGGGAACUAUCUGUGAUGACAGCUGGGAUCUGAGAGACGCGAGGGUGGUUUGUAGAAUGCUGGGGUUUGGUGGUGCCUUGGACGCACCGGGAUCUGCUAGGUUUGGUCAGGGCUCUGGGCGUAUUAUUCUAGAUGUCGUCGGAUGUGACGGAACAGAAGUAAACAUAGCAGAAUGUAUUCACCGAGGGAUUGGAGUACAUUACUGUGGACAUGAUGAAGAUGCAGGCGCUAUUUGUUACAAUGGGGCCCAUCCAAAUCCUCUCGAAAUAAGGCUCGUCGAUGGAUCCAGCAAAGCUGAAGGAAGAGUGGAGGUCGUCUACGAUGGAUCCUGGGGAACUAUCUGUGAUAAUGGCUGGGAUCUCAGAGACGCGAGGGUCGUCUGCAGAAUGCUGGGGUUUGAGGGAGCCUUGGACGCACCGGGAUCUGCAAGGUUCGGUCAGGGAUCUGGGGAUAUAAUUCUCAAUCUUGUUGGUUGUGACGGAACGGAGGCAAAUCUUGCGGACUGUGCACAUCUUGGGUUAGGUGUCAAUUACUGCAGACACGGAGAGGAUGUUGGUGCCAUCUGUUACUCGGGAGCCCAUCCUAAUUCUGUUGGAGUACGGCUCGUGGGUGGAUCCAACAGUACUGAAGGCAGAGUAGAGAUCAGAUUCAACGGUACCUGGGGAACAGUUUGCGACGAUGGCUGGGAUUUGCAAGAUGCAAAGGUAGUAUGCAGAAUGCUAGGAUUCGGCAACGCCUCGACUGCACCAGGUUCAGCCGAGUUUGGAGAGGGGAACGAAGACAUUUUUCUGUCUCAUGUCGGGUGUGAUGGAACGGAAGACAAUCUUGCGGACUGCGCACAUCUAGGGUUUGGAGUGCAAAACUGCCAACAUAACGAAGACGCUGGGGCCACCUGUCUCUUAAGAGCAACUGAUGGCGACGGAAAAACAGAUCUGAAUCUCUCGCAAUACAUCAAACAAAGAGAACCACAUAAAUACAUGGACAUGAAUACCGUUUAUGAAACACCUGACAAUGACAAGGACUUUGAUCUCGAUGGAUAUAUCCUUCCGACCAGGGACGCAUUAUCGGAUGAUGGAGUGACAGCGACGUCUGAUCAAUUUCGUGACGAUAAAUCGAAUAAUCAUGAGUAUACCGACAUGAAAACUGUCUACCAAACGCCCUCAGCGGGGAAAGAUGUGGACCUUGAUGGAUAUCUUCUCCCGUGA